GGCGGCGCCGCGUAGCGCAGCGGCAGCGGCAGCGGGAGCGCGGGAGCCCGACGGCGCGGCCGCAAGGUCACCGCGCACCAUGGAGGCCAAGGUCCGCCAGAGCCGGCGCUCGCGCGCGCAGCGGGACCGCGGCCGGCGCCGGGAGGCGGCCCGCGACGCCCGUGACCAGAGCGCGUCGUCGGGCGACGAGACCGAGCCCGGGCCUGGCAAGGAGAACGCGGGCCUGCCACGCGCGCCCCCGCCCCGCGCCGCCGCCGUGCGCCCCCCGCGCCGCCGCCGCCGCGAGUCCAGCUCGCAGGAGGAGGAGGUCAUCGACGGCUUCGCCAUCGCCAGCUUCAGCACGCUGGAGGCCUUGGAGAAGGACAUGGCCCUGAAGCCACACGAGCGGAAGGAGAAGUGGGAGCGUCGCCUUGCCAAGAAGCCCCGUGAGUCAGAAAACUGCCCGUCUGCAGAGCCGAGCGAGAACGGGCGGCCCCUGGAGAUGGGCAGCCCUGAGCAGGACCUGGAGCCUGCCUGCGACCGGGGGAAGAAGAAGGUCCCCCUGCAGCCCACCAAGCAGAUGAAGGCCACAGCGUCCAGAGGGGGCGACCGCCACAGUGGGGAUGACAGCUUCCACGAAGCCACCAGCUCCCGGAGGAGCAGUUCUCGGGACCAGCUCAGUGACAGCUCUGCACAGGCGGUCUCCGGCCGGGGCUACUCGUGUGACAGCGAGAGUGAAGGGGACGACAAGGCAUCUGUGGGCUCCGAGAAGCUCUUUGCCCCAGCAGCCGAUAAAGGCCCCGCGCUGGGCGAGGAGGCCGAGGCCAAGGCCGGGGCGCCGCCCAAGGUCUCAGGCCUGGAGCGCAGCCGUGAGCUGAGCGCGGAGCCGCCGCCCUUCCUGCCUGCCGUGCGCAGCCCCGCACCCCGCGCCGGCCCCGCGCCGGACGCCCCGGCCAGCCCGCCGGUCAAGAAGGAAGCCCCCGCCCUGCCCCGCCUCACCCCGCAGCCGCCGCCAGCGCCCCCGCAGCCCCGCGCCCCGCUCCCGACGCACGUGCCUCUGCCCCUGGGCGCCUUCGCGGGCCCCGGCCAGGCCGCGCACAACGGCCUGCACAGCCUCAGCAGGAGCAGCAGCGCCAGCAGCAGCGCCAGCCUCGGGCUCGCGAAGCACGCGUCCCUGUCGCCUCUCGGGCCGGGCCCCCACCUGUCUACCUCACACUUGGCGCUCCGCUCGCAGGCCCAGCACCAGCACCACGCGGCGGCCAUGUUCGCCGCCCCCCCGACACUGCCCCCGCCCCCGGCGCUGCCGGCCAACAGCCUGGUCAUCCCAGGACACCCUGCCGAUGCCAGCCUGUUGAUCUCAUUCAGCCAGCCAAUCAUGUAUUGCCAGCCUCAUUCGGGGAUUCUGAUUGAUCACGAGCUGCUCAGGCAAGAGCUGAACGCGCGUUUUCUGGUCCAGAGCGCUGAGCGGCCCGGCGCCCCCCUGGGCCCGGGGGCUCUGCUGCGGGCGGAGUUCCACCAGCACCAACACACACACCAGCACACACACCAGCACCAACACACAUUUGCCCCCUUCCCCGCGGGGCUGCCCCCGACGCCGCUCCUGCAGCCCGCCGCACCCCCGCCGUUUGACAAAUACGCGCCCAAGCUGGACAGCCCCUACUUCCGACAUUCCAACUUUUUCCCAUCCUUCUCUUCUGCCAUCCCCGGACUGCCCACCCUGCUCCCACACCCAGGCCCCUUUGGGUCCCUACAGGGUGCUUUUCAGCCCAAGACUUCAAACCCAAUCGAGGUAACGGGUCGAGCCAGUGCUGUUCACACCCUCCUCCAGAAAGCCCCCGGGGUGUCUGACCCGUACCGGACGGCAGUCAGGAAACCCGGCAAGUGGUGUGCCAUGCACGUGCAGAUCGCCUGGCAGAUCUAUCGCCAUCAGCAGAAGAUGAAGGUGCAGCUGGAGCCCCACAAGCUGGAGGUGGGCGCCAAGCUGGACUUGUCCAGCAGACCCCCCGCCCCGGGCGUGUUUGCCGGAUUGCAGUACCCUCAGGAGCUGGCCCGGCCCCUCUUCUCUGGCUCGGGUGCAGCCCACCCCACCACCAACCCAUUCGGACCCUCGGCCCAUCCCGGCAGCUUCCUGACCUCUGGUCACCUGACAGACCCGUUCGGCAGGUCAGGCACCUUCGGGGGCCUGGGGAGCCUGGGCAGCAACGCCUUCGGAGGCCUGGGGAGCCACGCACUGACUCAGGGCAGCGGCAUCUUCGCCCCCAAGGAGAGCUCCGCACUGCACGGCCUGCCCAGCCCCCACGAGGCCUGGAACCGGCUGCACCGGGCGCCUCCCUCCUUCCCCACACCGCCCCCAUGGCCUAAGCCUGUGGACCCCGAUCGGGUCUCAGCCCUGACCAACCACGACCGGGAGCCAGACAAGGGCAGGGAGGAGCGGGAGCGGGACCUCCUGGAGAAGACGCGCCUGCUGAGCCGGGCCUCGCCCGCAGCUCCCGUGGGCUACCCGGUCAGCAGCUUCCUGCUCCGCGGCCAGGGCGAGCCGUGCCGGCCCGGGGUCCCUGCCGAGCGCGAGGCCGAGCCCCGCGUCAAGGAGAGCCGCUCACCGGCCAGGGAGGACGGCGCCAAGCCGGCCGCGCGCCCGCCGUCUCCCUACAGCAAGGCGGCCCUGGGCGACAGCCUGCGCCUGGCCGGCCUCCUGGGCCGCGAGCCGGGGAAGCCGCCCGAGGCGCCGGCCGAGCGGCCCCAGGGCGACGUGAAAGUCAAGGAGGAACGCAGGGAAGACGGCGACGCGCCCGAGCCCCCCGGGGCCGGCCCGCCAAAAGAGAUCCUGACUGCAGAUGACCGACACAAGCAGAGACGAAAACGCGAAACUGCAGAUAGGACCAGGCCAGAGGGAGAGAGCGCCUGGGAUGCGAGUGGGAGAACAUGCGCGACGCAGACGCGGCCUGGAGAUGACAACCGGACGCGGCCCGCCGCCGCCGCCGCCGACGCCCGCCCCGGACCGACAGCCUGUUCGAGCCCCCGAGGCCCCUACCGCGACCGCGAGCCGCACGACUACAGCCACGAGCGCUCGCGGGAGGCGCGCCGCGAGGAGCUGGAGCGGCGCGCGGGCCGCGCACCUGGGGCCGCCCCGCACCUGCCCGACGGCGCCGCGCUGCUGCCCGCGCUAGGCGCCCUGCACUACCCGCGCCUCGGGCCCGCCGCCGCCGCCGCCGCGCUGCACAACGGGCUCCUGGCGCGGACCCCGCCCGCCGCCGCCGCCGCCGCCGCCGCCGCCGCGCUCGGCGCGCCGCCCCCGCUGGUGGCCGCGGGCGGGCCCCCCACGCCCCCGGGGCCGCCGCCGCGGAGCAGGACUACGCCGCUGGGGGGCCACGGGCCCGAGGCGCGCGACUACUCCCCGUCCCGCAACCCCCAGGAGGUGGAGGCGCGGUAGUCCCCGCGGGACCCCGCGCCGCCUGUGCAGAGACCCUCCCACAAAUGCACUGCUGUAAACUUUUCUACGUGGACGUUUCUAGAACCUAAGCACAGCGCCGUCAGUCCCGGGGUGACAUUCGCUUUCCGCUCGAAGCCCGCGGAGUCGGGGAGUUUCAUCCACAGCCUUGCUGGGGGUGAUCUUUCGUUUUCCGAGCUUGAGGUUAGGCCACUGGAAGAGAAUUCGAGUUUGUACAUCUUUUCCCACAGGUGAGAAGCGUUUUUAAUAGAUUUGUAUUUUUUUCAAUUUUGUGCUCUUUAGACACUUAAAACAAGAAACUUUUGCUUUUUUACCUUCAGUUCGGAUUUGCAAUGUAAAGGCCUCAGACCCCUCUCUAGAGCCCCAGGAUCUUGUCUUAUUUAUGGAGAAAACACGGUCAUUUUGUCCAGCGCACUGUGAGGCCCCCCACUCAGGGCCGGCCCUGGCCCUCCCUUGGUACUGGGAACCGAACUUACAGAUAUAUAUUAAAAUAAUAAUAAUGUACAAAACUUUUUUUGCCUUAUUAUGCAGAAGCGUAAGAGGAUUUUUUUCGGAUUUUAAAAAAAAAUGAAAUAUGUAAAUAGUCUGUUAAUAUAAAUAUAUGGCGUUAUUAAAUUCUUAACCUGGGUAGACUUUAUAAAAAGUUUCUAGAAACCUCUCUGGUUAUUUGUUUAACACGGUCACAAAAAAAAAAACCCUCGCUGUCGGUUGGAAACGCGCGCAAGUUUAACUGCAGCACCGACCCUUCAACUAUGCAAGCGCUCUGAGGUGGGGCUGGGCCGCCGUCCGGGGAACGAGGCUCGGAGCCGCCACGCCGGCCUCCCCUGUCCCCAGCCCCGGGGCCCUGCCCUCCCUGGGACUGGCCGGCUCUGGCCACAGGACACUUCUGUGGAUCCUGGUUUCGUUUGCGCAGCGUUUUCGGAAUCUGUACCUGACAAGCAGACUUUUAGGAGUGAAGAGUAAAAGGUUCGUCAUAAAACGAAACGGUAACUGGUGUUUUCUCUCCUGCGCAAAGGCCGUCAGCAAACGUUUCUCAGCGUGGCCCUGCCCCGACCGAGGCCUUGGCAUGAUUUCCUUUUGCUUUCGGGUUUGCUUUCAUAACCUCUCGAACGCCGCCUCGCCCUGCCCUCAGCGCCCUUUUCUGUUCCCCGGCGGCCACACGUGUGUCCGCCGCACUUUUGAGCCUUGUCGGUUCGACGUCCGCAGCCAUUUGCUCCGUUCUGUACUUUCAGCCCGUUUCCACUGUGGACUGUGGUUGCUUUAAACAUUCAGUUCUCGUGUCAAUCGAUGAAGAUAAAUACAGUCUUGAUUUCGAU
Messenger RNA from Lynx canadensis (Canada lynx), 4743 nucleotides. RefSeq names its product fibrosin like 1 (gene FBRSL1). The record is from RefSeq and is a predicted model, not a curated record. Lineage: Eukaryota; Metazoa; Chordata; Mammalia; Carnivora; Felidae.